This is a messenger RNA of Odontomachus brunneus, 1144 nucleotides long. Its product is annotated as ubiquitin-conjugating enzyme E2 S. Bases 130 to 774 code for a protein of 214 amino acids. NCBI's taxonomy places the organism in Eukaryota, Metazoa, Arthropoda, Insecta, Hymenoptera, Formicidae. The transcript is spliced from 5 exons. The record is from RefSeq and is a predicted model, not a curated record.
GUUUUUCGUACCUGUCCAUCCUGCGCGUUGGGUUUGCUCAAAAAUUCCGGGGGGUAAAAAGAAAAGCGCGUGGCUACGCGCCAAGCACGGCCGAGAGGCAUCACGUUCGAAGUUCACGUCGCCCGAAUUAUGGCUACCGUCGCCGUGAGUUCUAUUUCGAAUGUUGAGAAUCUGUCGCCGCAGAUCAUCCGCCGGGUGGCCAAGGAGAUGGCAGAGUUGGCCACCAAUCCACCCGAGGGCAUCCGCGUCAUUCUGAACGAAGCAGACGUCACCGAUAUUCAAGCUGUCAUCGAGGGCCCCUCGGGAACUCCAUACACUGGUGGCUUCUUUAGAGUUAAAUUGGCCCUUGGAAAGGACUUUCCACAAGGACCACCCAAAGCUUACUUCCUCACAAAGAUUUUCCACCCAAAUGUAGCGAAAAAUGGCGAAAUUUGCGUUAAUACUUUGAAAAAGGAUUGGAAGCCAGAUCUUGGAAUACAACAUAUAUUAUUGACUGUAAAAUGUCUACUAAUAGUGCCAAAUCCAGAAUCUGCUUUAAACGAGGAGGCUGGUAAAUUACUUUUAGAGAGCCAUGAUGAAUACGCGGAGCGAGCGAAAAUGAUGACAGAGAUACAUGCACAGGGAGGUGGCAAAGGCAGCAAAGCUGGUCUGGAGAGUUGCGCUUCCUCGGAAGCCGGAGGACCUCUUCCAAAGAAACAUGCGGGUGAUAAGAAAUUAACUGCAGAAAAGAAGAAAAUGUUAAAAGAUAAGAAGAGAACGCUGAAAAGACUAUAAGGAAGAUCGAUAUUAUAUUAUAUUCAUGUCUUUUGUAAUUUAAAACACUGGUGUGGUAAUGUUGCCUCGUGUUGUACACACAAUUAUUGCAUAGUAAAAUUUUAUUAUCUAAACUUGACUGAUCUUAUUACUAAGUAUUUAGAGAAUUUAAUAUUUCUAGCUAGUAAAAAUAAAAAAAAAGGAAAGAAGAAAAAGCUCGAUCUCCUACAUUGUAUGAAAAAUGAGUACAAUUCUGUAGUGAUCUCUACAAUCGCCGGCUGAAUUGGCAGACACUCGGCCUUCUGUACGCUAUAUCUACUAGCAAAUAUUUUUACAUAUGUACAAAAUGAUAUGAUUAUUUAAGUAAAAUAAAAAAAACUUCUGCGCAGAA